AAAUGGAUGCUACUGCUGAGAUGCCUGAUGCCAUGGGUAUAAUAUAUAAAAAAGCACUCACUAUUGGGACAAGUGGUGCUGUAGAUGAGUAUAUGGAGAACAAAGGUAGUGCAGCAGCAUCUUACUCUAAAGCGAUGCUUUUACUUUCAUUUAUUAUUGGAGAGGCGAUGAAUCUGCCAUUGAAACCACCGUUUUCAUUGGCUCCUGCAGUUAAGAAGCAAAUUCAGAGCUACAUUAACCACUUGCAGUCUCAUCAAUGUCAGUUUCUAACAUCAGCACCAUUUCCUAAGCUGUCUGCAGACUCCCCAAACAAGUGAUUACUGCUGCUUGUGUACUGAUAUUUUUAAGACUGCGGCAAUUUUUGAAUUGUGUUUUAUUGACAAGAUAUAAGGGAAUACAUGUCUAGGCUGACAUUAUAUGGACAUACUUGGACAUAAAUCUAAUGUACAUAAACAAUAUAUAACAAACGACUGGCAGUCUGGAGCAAAAUGAUCUAUUUUGCAUAGGGGUUGAUGUAAAUAGUACUCUUCUUUCUCUUGAUAGACUGUAAAUUUGAAUAGAAAUUGUAACCUGUACAGUCUUUUUUACUAUACAUGGAUAGAAUUCUUUCAAUUGAAUGUUGGAGCUUUUGAAGCA
This is a messenger RNA of Theobroma umbraticum, 636 nucleotides long. Its product is annotated as serine/threonine-protein kinase ATG1a-like. NCBI's taxonomy places the organism in Eukaryota, Viridiplantae, Streptophyta, Magnoliopsida, Malvales, Malvaceae. The record is from RefSeq and is a predicted model, not a curated record.